GCCGGGGCGGCGGGGCCGGGUCGGGCCGAGCCCAGGGGCGGUCGCUGCCGCGGGCGGCAGGUCUUCCCCCCGUUUCCAUCACCUUCUGCGGUAGAAGGUGUUCCCUUCUCCAUCAGCACUCCACUUACUCCGACACCACUUUGCCACCUUCCCUACACAACUGUCUCUCCUGGAAGCCAGCUGGGAAAAAACCUCUUCUGAGUUUGUGUGUAGGGACUGCACUCCCCCUACAGAAGAGGAAUGCACUGUAUAUUGUCAAUGAUGCCCUGGAUGUGUUGGGGUUUUGCAUGUGCUUCUGGCAAGCAGACAGUCAGAUGUAGUUACGGAAUGACCACAGUCCAUCACAUGGAACACUCACUGGCAAGCCUUUGAUGCGUUGGAAAUGGUGUUAUCCUCUGCCUCCUGGGAAAGUUUCUUAUCCUGGGUCUACUGCUGCUGACAGCACUUUGUGACUGAUCUUGGCUUGGGGGACUGAGGAACCAGGGGACAUGGAGAGUGAUUGUUUGCCUUUACUCCCUCAGUGCAGCCUUUCUUGGGUCUUUGCCCUCACCAUGUCAAAGAGUGUUAAUGAUGUGUUCCCUCUCCAUUGCAUUCCCCACCUGUCAUCCUGCUAGGAUCUAACUACAGAAUGAACAUAGCAGCUGUGUUCAAUGCCCUGCUCGUGUCCAUCCUCGCUGCCGUGCUGUGGAAAUACAUCAAACUGCGCGACCAUGCCGCCAUGGUGGAGGAGGAGUUGGUCCUCAUGCGCCAGGCUCAGGAACUUUCUGAGGCUCAGAUUGACUACCAUGCAGCUCUGCAGGCCCUGGUGGAGAACGGUACCAGGAUGGUGUGCACUGGCAGGAUGCACACCGACCGCAUCUGCCGCUUUGAGUCCCUCUGCUACUCUACCGAGGCUGAGGAGUUCAUCUACUUUCACAGCAACUCCUCCGUCAUGCUGCCCAACCUGGGCUCCCGGAGAUUCCAGCCGGCUCUGCUCGACCUCUCCUCUGUGGAAGAUCACAACACUCAGUACUUCAACUUUGUGGAGCUGCCAGCUGCUGCGCUGAAAUUUAUGCCAAAGCCGGUCUUCGUGCCUGAUGUGGCGCUGAUUGCCAACAGGUUCAACCCAGACAACCUGAUGCACGUCUUUCAUGACGACCUCCUCCCCAUCUAUUACACCAUGCAGCAGUUCUCCGACUUAGAUCUGGAGGCACGACUCUUCUUCAUGGAAGGGUGGAAUGAAGGUGUUCACUUUGACCUGUACAAGUUACUGAGUAACAAGCAGCCGCUCCUCAGGGAGGAGCUUAAAACCCUGGGCAGGCUCCUCUGCUUUACCAAAUCCUAUGUGGGACUAUCCAAAAUCACCACCUGGUACCAGUACGGAUUUGUCCAGCCACAAGGGCCAAAGGCUAACAUCUUGGUUUCUGGUAAUGAGAUCAGGCAGUUCACCAAAUUCAUGAUGCAGAAACUGAACAUCAGCAUGGAGGAAAGCUCCAGUGAGGAGUACAUCGUUGUGUUCAGUCGGACAAUCAACAGACUUAUCCUAAAUGAGGCAGAACUAAUCCUGGCUCUUGCUCAGGAGUUUCAGAUGAAAACCAUCUCCGUUUCUCUGGAGGAGCAUUCAUUUUCCGACAUCGUCCGGUUGAUCAGCAAUGCGUCCAUGCUGGUCAGCAUGCACGGGGCCCAAUUAGUCAUGUCGCUCUUCCUGCCAAGAGGGGCCACCGUGGUGGAGCUCUUCCCAUACGCUAUCAACCCCGAACACUACACCCCUUACAAAACCCUAGCAACCCUUCCUGGCAUGGACCUGCAGUACAUUGCCUGGCAGAACACCGACAGGGAAGACACGGUAACCUACCCGGACAGACCUUGGGAUCAGGGCGGGAUUGCUCAUCUGGACAAAGCUGAGCAGGAGCGCAUCAUGAAGAGCACAGAGGUGCCGCGGCACCUCUGCUGCCGCAACCCUGAGUGGCUGUUCCGCGCCUACCAGGACACAAAGGUGAACAUCCCGUCUCUCAUACACGUGAUUAGGCAGACUGUGAAGUUUAAGCCCGGACCCAAGAAGCACAAGUGGUCUGGGAGCCUCUACCCCGGCAAAGUGAGGGAUGCCAAGUGUCAGGCCUCCGUCCAGGGCACGAGUGAAGCUAAACUUGCUGUGUCCUGGCAGAUCCCCUGGAAUCUGAGGUAUCUCAAGGUCAGAGAAGUAAAGUACGAAGUGUGGAUACAAGAGCAAGGGGAAAACACUUACAUGCCUUAUAUAUUGUCCCAUCAGAAUCACACCUUCUCAGAAAACAUUAAGCCCUUCACGAUAUACCUGGUGUGGAUACGCUGCAUCUUCAACAAAAAUCUCCUGGGACCUUUUGCAGAUGUGCUCUUGUGUAGUACAUAACCUGCUGCACUACCUGUACAGCUCUAACCUGCUGUCUGCUCCAUCUGUGGUAUAAAACUUCUCAUCUUGUAGUUUGUAGAGGGCUGAAGAGGACUAGACUGUACCAGUGCCUAAGUGUCCAUUUUAUUGCACUCCACAUGUGUCCUUUCAAUUGUAUUUAUUUCCAGUGAGUGUUUGGAAAAAAAAAAAAACAGAGAAACCUCUGGUUUCUUCAGUAACUUCCAGAGGUUAAAUUACUUGCUGAAUACAUGUAAUUGAACACAGAAUGGAAGUGAACUGUGUGUACCUUGGUCGUGAUUUAAAUUUGUUUCUAUUGUGUGGUGACUAUUUAAGCGCAGCAUUAAAGCGCAGUUAAUUCCAUGGCUAAGUGGGCAAUUCUCAUCAGCUUUUUCAUUGUAAGUUAUAUUUUUCAGUAACUCUUGACUGUAACUUUGAGUUCAAGAUUUUGUAUGAGAGCCUUCAUUAAACUGCUGUAAAUCUCCUCAA
Molecule: messenger RNA, 2851 nt
Organism: Hirundo rustica (Barn swallow)
Lineage: Eukaryota; Metazoa; Chordata; Aves; Passeriformes; Hirundinidae
Gene: POMGNT2
Product: protein O-linked mannose N-acetylglucosaminyltransferase 2 (beta 1,4-)
Exons: 5
Coding region: 629-2365 (578 amino acids)
Biological process (GO): protein O-linked glycosylation via mannose
Cellular component (GO): endoplasmic reticulum
Molecular function (GO): protein O-acetylglucosaminyltransferase activity; protein binding
Source: RefSeq, a predicted model, not a curated record